ACACAUGAUUUUUAAAGCUGUUAUGAUGAAUAUCCAAACAAUUUGUUUGCCUUCCGGAAGUUGUUGUAGCCUAUUUUUUCUUAUCACACAAAUGGAUUACUCCUCAGUGACACUAGAGUUACAAUUUGGAGUAGUUGGUAAUUUGGAGAAUACAAGCCUGAGUUAAGGCGUCCUUUUCGCGCUGAAUCCAGAGGAGCAGUUGUCAAUGUUCCUUAAGACGUCUGUUGUCGGAAGGCAAUAUUAGCCAUCAGUCAAAACAAGCAAAAAAAAAACCUUUUUUUGCACAGAUAAUUUACAAUCUUGACUUUGUGUAUGACUCCCAACUUCUUACUACAGGUAUGGGCAAGAAAACUGUUCCCAUUUAUACUUUUCAACAGCGGGUUUAAAAUUCUGCAGCUGAGGUCUUGAAGAUGCAGAUGGGUACAGUAUAUGGUGCAGAUCGCAGGGACGAGACGCGGCAGAGGGUCAAGUUCACGGACGAACGGGUCUGCAAAAGCCAUCUCCUCAACUGCUGUCCACACGACAUCCUGUCUGGCACUCGUAUGGACCUAGGAGAGUGCUCCAAGAUCCACGACCUUGCACUUCGGGCAGAUUAUGAAAUCGCCUCCAAGGAGAGGGAUCUGUUCUUUGAGUUGGAUGCGGUUGAUCACCUGGAGUCGUUCAUCGCUGAUUGUGACAGGAGGACAGAAUUGGCUAAGAAACGACUGGCAGAGACCCAAGAAGAGAUAAGCGCUGAAGUAGCAGCAAAGGCAGAGAAGGUCCACGAGUUGAAUGAGGAGAUCGGAAAACUCCUCGCCAAGGCAGAGCAGCUGGGUGCUGAAGGCAACGUGGAUGAAUCCCAGAAAGUCCUGCAGGAAGUGGAGAAGGUCCGCACCAAGAAGAAGGACGCAGAGGAGGAGUACAGGAACUCCAUGCCUGCCUCCAGCUUCCAGCAGCAGAAGCUGCGUGUGUGUGAGGUGUGCUCAGCUUACCUCGGCCUCCACGACAAUGACCGCCGCCUGGCCGACCACUUCGGUGGGAAACUGCAUCUGGGCUUCAUCCAGAUCCGAGAGAAACUGGACCAGCUGAAGAAAACUGUGGUGGACAAGCAGGAGAAGAGGAACCAGGAGCGUCUGAAGAGGAGAGAAGAGAGGGAGAAGGAGGAGAGGAUGAAGAAGAGGACCAGAUCACGCAGCAGGGAGCAUAAGAGGUCCCGGUCUCGUGACCGCAGGAGGAGGCGCUCUCGCUCUGCCUCGAGGGACCGGCGCCGCUCUCGCUCUCGCUCCCGGGACCGCGAAAGGAGGCGACGACACCGCACCCGCUCACGGUCCCGCAGCCGGAGCCACCGUCACACCCAUGAGCAGAGCUCCAGACACAAGUCAUCAAGAGACCGCGAGCGCUCGUCUAGAGACAGGUCGCGGGACCGCGAGCGAGACAGGAGGGACGCCAUGAACGGCCGGUCCGAUUCCCGCCGCACAGACGACAGGGACGGCGGGGACCUCUGAGAACCGUCGCCCAGCCCUCUUCUGUCUCUCCUCACACAUCGAUGUCCAUCCAUCCACUCGUCCUCCGCGAAUGAUGAUUUCUACGUUAAAUGGACUCUUACUGCCUUGUACAAAUAUUCUAGUCAGUACAACACCCGGCCCCGUCUGAACUUAGUUUGACCUCUAUUCCAGCUAGGCCUGUCUGUCCACGUGUGCACACAUAGCUAACCGCUUCAGAUUGUCUGUAGUAUUAUUCUGUUUUUCUAACAUCCACAUAUAUCCUGGGUUGUUUUUUUUUUUUUAAGGGGGUUGAGCUAUUGGGCGGUGGUGGAGUGUAGCUUAAUACACAUAACAGUCAAUCAAUGGUUGAAGCAUAAAACACGCUAAAUCUUUCUAUGUUUGCAAAAGUACCGAUUGGAAAGUGUUUGGCUUUGCCUUGACGCCCACUUCAUUUGAUGGUUGUUGGGGAAGAACCAAAAAAUCUAAUCACCCCCCCCCCCCCCCCCGUUUUGUUGUUUAACUUUGGUCUUUUGAUACGGAAUGACUGUAAAUACGUUUGGACCGUCGGAAUUUUUGCACUUCCCAAAUGAGUCUGUCAACUUCUUAUUUCACCAAUUUGUGUUCAAGGCAACUCCGUUAAGAAAAACAAUUUGUUUCGAGCCUCGAUGUCGCUCAACCGCAAUUCAAGGCAACAAAAAUGGCGCUUUCUCCCACUUUGUACUUAGUCUGUAAACUCUUGAACCGCCUGGAAGUGAAGGAAGUGAUUUGCUGAGGAGCUCGGCGUAAUGCUGUUGUGUAUGUGUCAGAGUCCACCGUUCUGUUUUAGGUUCCUUUUCUUUCUUUUUUUUAUCAACUAGUUAGCUACUUUAACCCGGCUUGGCAUGUGACGCAGUAACCUGAGAAACGACUGUUCUGUCGCUUCGAUAUCACAGAUGUGCUGCAGUGAAAAUCAUUUUCUAAAACCACGCCUGCUACUUUCGUUCAAGCUCUGCUUUCGAGUCAGUUUGAUUGAUUAUACCGUUCAGUUUAUUGAAUUUGAAUCGAUUUUCAUUUAUUGUAAACCUCUUGAAGUUGAAUAUAAGUACCUUUGAACUGACAAGCUGCUUUCCCUUCUGUGUGAAGUCGGUAGCCUUUUCUGCUUGUUUUACUGGAAUAAUCUCCCUGAAGCCUCAAUAAAAGUCCCAGCCU
Messenger RNA from Lampris incognitus (smalleye Pacific opah), 2651 nucleotides. It is a transcript of the gene luc7l, whose product is annotated as LUC7-like (S. cerevisiae). Gene Ontology annotation, cellular component: U1 snRNP; U2-type prespliceosome. Lineage: Eukaryota; Metazoa; Chordata; Actinopteri; Lampriformes; Lampridae. The coding region runs from base 411 to 1484 and encodes 357 amino acids. The transcript has 10 exons. Gene Ontology annotation, biological process: mRNA splice site recognition. The record is from RefSeq and is a predicted model, not a curated record. Gene Ontology annotation, molecular function: mRNA binding.